CCGAUUCAAGUUCUCUGUAACCCGUAUGUUCUUUGGGCAGAAACCUUCUAAAAUUUUAGUUUCUUGUUGUAGACUGCAUGGCACGGGAGUAUGAUCACUUGUUCAAGCUGCUAAUAAUCGGCGAUAGUGGUGUCGGAAAGAGCAGCAUUCUUCUCAGAUUCGCUGACGAUGUAUUCUCUGGGACGUACAUCACUACGAUAGGAGUCGACUUCAAGAUUCGCACCAUCGACGUCGACGGCGAGAAAGUCAAACUUCAGAUCUGGGAUACGGCCGGACAAGAGCGAUUUAGGACCAUCACGUCGACCUACUAUCGAGGAACGCACGGCGUCAUCGUUGUGUAUGAUGUCACCAGCGGCGAUAGCUUUGUGAACGUGAAACGGUGGCUGCACGAAAUCGACCAGAACUGUGACUUUGUUAGUCGAGUUCUUGUUGGCAAUAAGUGUGACUGCCCUCCCGAACGGAGAGUAGUUGUUAAAGAGGAUGCUGUCAAGUUUGCAGAGCAAAUGGGUAUUCAACUGUUUGAAACGAGCGCUAAGGAUAAUAUCAACAUUGAAGCUGUGUUCAGUGCGAUUACCAAGUUGGUGUUGCAACAGAAGAAAGAGAACGGCGUGAAAACGGGAGGCGAAAAGACGACGGUUAAACUUCAAAAGACUUCGAAGCCAUCUUCUAAGAAGUGUUGCUAGCAAGUGUGGCUCAUGAUUUUGCUUUCUUCCUGUUGUGACUAUUGAAUUUAUUGCUUGUCGUAAACUCUGUCUCUUACUGGUUAUUAUUGGUAUUGCACUUGUACAUAAAGGGUAGAUGCCUGGCUUUCGCAAUUCCUAGGCGACCAUCUUUUGGAAUAAUAUGAGUAUUAUGACACAUGCCUGCAA
Messenger RNA from Corticium candelabrum, 869 nucleotides. RefSeq names its product ras-related protein Rab-35-like. The coding region runs from base 78 to 683 and encodes 201 amino acids. Gene Ontology annotation, cellular component: endosome membrane; plasma membrane. NCBI's taxonomy places the organism in Eukaryota, Metazoa, Porifera, Homoscleromorpha, Homosclerophorida, Plakinidae. Gene Ontology annotation, molecular function: GTPase activity; GTP binding. Gene Ontology annotation, biological process: endocytic recycling. The transcript has 6 exons. The record is from RefSeq and is a predicted model, not a curated record.